Molecule: messenger RNA, 3708 nt
Organism: Gigantopelta aegis
Lineage: Eukaryota; Metazoa; Mollusca; Gastropoda; Neomphalida; Peltospiridae
Product: zinc finger B-box domain-containing protein 1-like
Exons: 21
Coding region: 161-3331 (1056 amino acids)
Biological process (GO): cilium movement
Cellular component (GO): motile cilium
Molecular function (GO): zinc ion binding
Source: RefSeq, a predicted model, not a curated record
UUACCUGCUGCUUGGAACCGUCGCAUGUGAUGUAUCACACCUGCGUUGGUUCUGUUUCAGCUUGUUUCAUGUAACGAUUUAACUAGAACAUUUCUAAACGCUUUUAAUUCCAGUUCCUUUUAAUGCCUGAACUAAAAGAUAUACCUGAGAAACAGUGAAGAUGUCUGGAUUUAACACGUCGACCCGGCAUUCCGAUGAUACGUCAUUCAAGCUGAAAGCUCAAUCCCGGUAUAUGAAUUUAAGGAAUGCCAAGGACCAGACAAAAAGAUUGGAAAUUGAGAACAUAAAGAUGGAAGACAGAUUGAGAGAACUGAAAUUCGCCAUGAGAAGAGAGAAAGAAGAAAGAGAGAGGAAAGGUGGAGGUUUCUGGUCAAAAGGGCAAACUGGAACUCUCAAUAACUACGCUACUGAAGUUUUGGAAAAGACGAAACCAAAGAAAAAGGAAAAGGGAAUCAAAAUACUGAAGGAUGAACCAAUAGUUAUACCUGAACGCAGCAGCCAGCCUGGGACGUUAAAGUACAUUGCUCAGCGACCACUUGAUGGCAAAGAAAACAAGCCGAAGGUUCUGAAAUGUGGCCAGUGUGAGGAUCGAAAUGCUGCACUGUCGUGUCAGCAGUGUUCUGAACAUUACUGUACUCGAUGUUUUGCUGCAUUUCACAUCAAAGGUGCUCUUAAGAAACACAGAAGUAUUCCGAUUACGGCCAUGGGUCCAAGACAGAGCAUGUCUCCAAGACCUGUGAAUUCCUAUAGGGAGUAUGACUCGGCACGUAAUGUCAGCGUUGUUGGAGCUAUGUCAAGUAGAAGUAAUUACCAGGAUUGGGACCAGAAUGGCCCGGAUGGUGUGAGCGGUUCGUAUGAUGGGCCCUCGCUGAUGUCUGGAAUUUACAAUGAGUCGGAGAGUGCGGCAUCGUUCCAGCAGGCUCUGAUAGCCUGGCGGUCGGGUGACACGGAUCAGAGUCCGGGUCGGCAGGCGCUGGGAACCAAGAAACCCAGUCCUAGGAAGAUUGUUGUGUCACCUAUAAAAAGUCCAGUGUUCAGCAUAGAAAGUUCCACAAGCACCACAUCAGAUGCCAGAUCCCCAGACAUUCAUUUCCAUAGCGACGUCAGCUAUGCUGAGAGACUGUUACUGAAGAAACACAGGAGAACUGAACUUCCUCCAAUCCAGUCUGCCGUUUCUGUCACGCCCACUAACGAUAGAACAGGCUCGGCUGGUAGUCGAUAUCAAGAUGAUAUGGACUAUGAACCGGUCAGCUUCACUGCACUGUAUCAGGCAUCCUGCAUCGGUGGGCAGUCGCCCCGGCAACCACGAAGAGUAGAAUCUGGUCUUUCUAUCAUAGAGUUAGACGCCACUUCAUCAAGACAGCAUCCUGCAUCGAUGGAGUAUUCUGACAGGUACCAGGUCGAGGAGGUGGAGCCGUAUCAAGCCUGGGAAGUAGAAAACUUAAGGAAAGCCCUGUCUGCUGUGAAGUCGCCAAGUGAGACAUCCGUGGAUGGCAAACCUCCAGCCAGAGGUCCGAGAAGUGCCAGAAAGCAGUCUAAGAAAUCGUCUGUGUCGAAGGAAGAGAUUUCCGUCUCUUCAUUCUCAUCGGACACCAGUUUGUCUCUGUCGAGCAGAAACAGCAAGCAGGAGACAAACUACAAUCAGAGUUCGGCUCGGAGGAACGUCGGUUCCAUGCAGAACAGAGGUGACGGCAAAAUGAAUGUUGUCUUUACGAACAACGAUAUUGAACCCGAACUUCAGUUCAGUCAGUCGCAGUCACGGACACAGUCACGCGCUGUAUCAUCAAGAUCAAGGCCAUCGUCGGCACGCGUAAAGUCGUCCAAAUCACGAACAGCAUCAAGACUGUCUAGUCGUGCCAGAUCAAGAAAUGGUGAGGGUGUUUUAACAAAAGCCCCGAACGAGUCUCUGCGAGAGGUUGCUAGUCGUCUGGGUCACACUGAAGUGUACACCUACAAUUCGCCGAUGAAGGAUUUCUUCACCAUGGGAGUGAAAUCAGAAUUUCAGGAAAGAACGGUGACGCCAUCCAGCAGUAAGAAAACCAAAGAGAGUUCUUAUAAAGUUAGCCACAAACUGUACAAAAUGGCACCAUGUUCAUGGAAGCCAGAAAAUAGCUUAGAGACGAACCUUCCUCCAGACAGUGUUAGUGUGGAGAUCUCUGAGGCGUUACUGCAGGGCACUGCCAGCGGACUGAUGGAUGAACAGACGUCCGAAUUUACUCCAGCAUCAGAAGUCCAUAGUCGCAGCUCCAGCAGAGUUGAAACUCCCCGGAAUGAGAAUCGUGAUUGGAACACACCACCCCCUCUUUCAAGGCAGAUCACAGCAGAAUCCCAAAGACUUAGAAAUCCAACAGAGCCGGUAGAACAACCGCAUUCAUUUGAUUCACGAAGAUUAUCCACUCCGGAAGUGAAAAGCACAACCAGACAAAACAGUAAUUUGGCAAGGUCCAGACAAGAAACGCGCGAGUCUCAAAGACUGAAAACGCCAACAGAACAGCAGUAUUCCUUUGAUUCACGAACAUUAUCAACACCGGAAGCAAACGGCACAACCAGACAAAACAGUAAUUUGCCAAUGAUCAGACAGGAUAUGUCUGAGUCCCAAAGACUGAGAAAUACACCGGAACCAGUAGGUCGGCAUUCACUCGGUUCAGAAAGAUUACCAACGCCUGAGUUGAAAAGCAAAACCAGACACAGCAGCAAUUUGUCGAUGAGCAGACAGGAUACCCAGGAGUCCAAAAGACUUAAACAAAAUCCAUCCGAGCCAGUAGAACGACAGUCGCACGAUUCAGAAAGAUCAUCGACACCGGAAGUGAAAAGCAGAAAUGGAUACGGCAGUAAUCGUCCAUCGAGUAGACAGGACAGAAGGCCAGCUUCACGAGCAGCUGGGGACGGGAGGACUUCACGAGUUGGUGGAGAGGGCAGGACUUCACGAGUCGCCGGGGAAGGAAGAACUUCACGAGUCACAGGAGAUGGCAGAAAUUCACAAGUUGGGGAAGAUGGCAGAAUUUCAAGAGCCAUAGUCGUUGAUGGUGAAGACAUGAGUAAAUACGAUGAUGCCGACUGCGAGGAGAUGCAGACCCAAGAAGAUAAUGAAACCUUGGACCAGCUGGAGUGGGAACUGGCGUCUCAGUCUGGGCGACUGACAGCUGAUGGUCAGAUAUCCCGACUGAGUGGACUAGAGGACCUGUCUCGUUCUGUGAGCUCACAGGACAGCACUCCAACUGGGCAGAGUUACGAUCUCGGCACAAAACUCAGACUGGAUGAAUUCAGUGAUGAGACGGAUGAAAAUGACAACAAGAUUCUUGAUACGGAAGAUGUGAAGGCUCUUCACUGACACAUUACAGCAUUACACGUUGCCCUAUAGCUCCAUCCAUCACAACGGCCUUUAUCUCCUAGCAAACUGUUCUGUAAUAAAUAGCAGACUUAAAAAUCAGUACGUAAUAUGUACAAUGCCAUGUAGUAUGACAAAUGGCCUUUUAGGUGUUUUUAGCUCUUACCAAAUUGUUCUAUAAUUAGCUAAAAAUCAGUACAUAGUAUGUACAGUGUAACCUCUCAAAACCGGACCUUCUGUAAACCGGAAUUCCCCCCAAAACCAGGCAUUUUUCACGGUCCUUUUUAAAAAAAAAAUCAGUAAAAAAAUUAACCCCUCUGGACCGGAUACAUCUUUUAACCGGAUGUUUUACUUGGGGGGGGGGGGGGGGGGGGGGGGGG